UGUAUUAUAUAGAUCACGUACUUGACUUACUAGACCUACAACCUAUACAUAAGAUAUCGUGAGAUAAAGAAAAAUAUCGAUCGUAAAUUUCUAAUCUGGGAUCUGAGCGAUAAUUUUUUUAUUCGAGUGGGCGCGUGGCACGGAAGUGGGCCAAUAACAAACAAAUAGAUACGUAAAUAUAGCUACCCAAUAUAUUAUAAUUCAAACUCGUAUAGAUACACACGUCAAUCAAUAGUUAAUAAACCUAUAAUAUAAUAUUAUUAUCAUUCCUAAUAUAUUCUAUAACAAUAUAUAGUAUAGCAACAAACAAAUGAAAUGUAAACAAAAAUGUGUUAUUAUUUUUUUUUUUUUUACCUCAGCUUUUAUAUGAAUCAAUACCGUAAAAUGCAAACAUUUACACGUCGUGUCACGCGUGGAAAAAGUAAAAUUUCCUGAAGGAUAAAUGAUCAUUUUCCAACGUCAUCAUGCAAAUCGAAACGAGUUUAUUACUGGCGAUGGUGACCGCUGCAGCAGCGGUGAUGAUGACGUCGCCGGUGAACGGGAUCGGGCUGCCAGUGGCCCGGUUGACGUACAUCGUGAGCGGGGCGCACCUCGAGUGGACGGGGCCCGGCGACCGGUUGCGGGCCACCGAGUCGGGCGAGUACGUGGCCCGCAACGUGGCGCCGGCCCGCAUGGCGAUGAGACACGACGGCGUCAUCUACCUGGCCAUGCCCAGGCUCAGACGUGGUGUGCCGUUCACGCUCGGCGCCGUCGAGUACGACCCGUGCCUGAGCACCAUAGAACCGCCCGUGUCGCCGUACCCUUGCGCGGCCGCCCACCGGGACAGCGGUACCGGUACGGGUAACUGGACCGUGGUCAACGUGGUGGACGUGCACCUGGACGACGGCGGCGUGCUUUGGGCGCUGGACGUCGGCAAGGUGAACUUGCUGGAGAACGGCGCGACCCGAGUCGUCCGGCCGCCGAUGGUGUUUGCGUUCGACACGGACACCGACGAAAUAGUGCGGGCGAUCGACUUGUCGCGCGCGACCACCGAGGACAGCUGCCUGCAAUCGAUCGUGGUCGAUCACAGCUCGACCGCGGGCCAGUUCGUGUACGUGUCCGACGCCGGUCUGGGCAACGUGAUCGUUUACAACGUGGACUGCGACAGUUCGUUCAAGGUGCACGUGCCGGUGGGACCGUGCGGCCAACGGGACGUCAUGUACAUGGCGCCGGUCCUGGCCGACGUGUUGGACAUGGCUGCGGGACGCGGCACGGCCCGCUACCGGCGGCUCUACGUCACGUACCUGUCGUCGUGCGACAUGAUAUACGUCCCGGUGCACGUCGUGGACGGGUCGACGGUCAGUCUGCCAACCGUCAACGUGGGCCGAAAACCGUGCAAGAUGGUCGUGCUGGGAACCGAUCGCGGGUCGGUCAUCUACUUCCGUACCGACGGCGACACCCGCGAAAUUCUCAGCUGGGACGUCAACAAGCUGUUCCGGCACGAAAACUUCAGGUCCGUGCAGCGCAGUCGAAAGUCCAGGAUACCGUUGAUGGUAACUACGGGUUUCCAGGGUUACCAGUGGUCCAUGGAGAGCAAUUACGUAGAUUUCCUGGUCGGCGACAUCGGGUGUCUGGGCAUCAGCACGAGAAUCGAACCGCUGCAUGUCCAUGACGAAUACCCCGACGACCCGUGUUCGAAUACGGUUCCGAUGCGAUGCGGUCGGGGCCCGACGACGGUGAAGACGAUCGGACCGAACCGGACGGAAGCGGCCGGAAGGAGUACUACGACUAUUGUCAACAAGAGACCCGCCGCAACAAUAGAUGCAGUUGAACAGGCACCGUACAAUUGAAUACAAAAUAUGAUGGUACAGACGCCGCCGCGCCGUCGGGGCUGCUGACCAUGACGAAGACGUUGGAAACGAUAAAACGUUUUGCCGGAAAACAGUUUUUAACCGGAAACGCAUACAAUAAUAAUAUUAAAAUAUUAUUAUUAUACGCAGUGAGUCCAAUCCAAAUACGAUUCAUUGUAUUCCGAAAAUGUCUCCGCGUACCUAUGCAUAAUAUCAUAUUAUUUAAUAUGUCACGAUUUGUUGAUUAUUCUCAUUGAUCGUAUACCUACAUACACUGUAAGCUCUACGCGUUAAUUAUUAUUAUAAAUAUUAUUAUUAUUAUUAUUUAUUUUUUUUAAUAUUAUAAUUUUCAAAAUUAUAUUAUUUAUAUUUGAUAUGCGCAAUAAAAUAAUGUAAUCAUUAA
This is a messenger RNA of Aphis gossypii (cotton aphid), 2232 nucleotides long. RefSeq lists its product as uncharacterized. Lineage: Eukaryota; Metazoa; Arthropoda; Insecta; Hemiptera; Aphididae. The transcript is spliced from 4 exons. The coding region runs from base 465 to 1829 and encodes 454 amino acids. The record is from RefSeq and is a predicted model, not a curated record. Gene Ontology annotation, cellular component: extracellular region.